UCAAAAUAUAAUUUUGGGUAGGUAUUGUUAUUUUAAAAACUUGUUGCAAAAGUAUACAAAUACAAUGGCCAAUUCUAAAUCCACCGAAGAAGAGCCUUUGAGAAAGGUUUUUAACGACGCUAUGAAACUUUUUGAUAAGAUUGAAAAUGGUAAAGAAGCAACAAACAGUGAUGCUGUGCAGAUGACUAUCAAAUUGGCAAUUUCAAAGUUCGAAAAAGCAACUAACCUAGUCUCGUUAGCCGGAGUUUUUAGUAGAAACGAGUCACUGGAUGAAUUACCCACAGAUACACUCGAGUAUCUCUUGUUACCGGCUCUGUUGGGCACCUUGAACCUGAAGUUAUGUGGACAACCAAGAAAAGAUGUGAUUCAUAUUGCAGAAAUAUACUUUAGAGACUUUUUACAAAGAUGUAAAGACUAUGGUGUGACAGAUGUGGAAAUACCAAAAGCUGCAGAAGAGAAUGACGACAAACAAAGCAGUAGUAACAUACCACAAACAAAUGCAGACAAAAUAACAGCUAUGGUAUCCUCUAGAGAAGCUAAAAUAAAGAGGUAUAAACAGACGAAAGAGUUAAAGGAAAAAUUGAGCACACUGACAAAAGCCAUGGAAUCUCCCAACGCAGAUGACGAGACCAAGCGAAAUUACUUCACUACGCUGCUACUGAACUAUGUGAAUCAAGCUCUUGAUGAGCUGAACAGCAUUGAAGAGGAGAAACCUUUACUGGAGUACAUGUCUAAACAUGGUGGAGAGCCGAAGCCGAAACGUGAGAUCGCGCCGCUCAAGCCGGUGAUCAUCACGCGCGAUGCCUUACAGAAGGCGGUGUACGGACAAGGCUACCCCGCACUCCCCACUAUGACAGUGGAGGAGUUUUACGAUAAAAGAGUCAGGGAGGGAACAUUUCCGUCGGCGGCGAACAUCCCUCACACCACCAUACAAAGCAGUGAAGCGGACAGAGAUGAAGCCGACCAAAUUAGAAAGGAGCGGCUUGUAGAAGACGACGAUGAGGAGGAGCGUCAGCGGCAACGCAGCAUGGACGAGUAUAAGGACGACCACCGCCGCGGCUGGGGGAACAGGCACAACCGCAGCUGAGCGAACACCGCAGCGGCGACGGCGUUGUGUGCAUCCAUCCAUCCAAAUAUUACGUCACAAAAUUUUUAUUUUUUUAAGAAUAAGAAAAAUUUAAGAACGUUUAUUUGCAAAAUUAUGGUAUUGACAAUAAUAUGGUACAAUGUGAAAUAGCACUCGUGUUUUGUCGGAUACAUCUCGACGUGCAAAUAUUUUGAAAAAUAAAACUUUAUUUUAAU
Messenger RNA from Aricia agestis (brown argus), 1302 nucleotides. It is a transcript of the gene Tap42, whose product is annotated as immunoglobulin-binding protein 1. Bases 65 to 1087 code for a protein of 340 amino acids. The transcript has 7 exons. NCBI's taxonomy places the organism in Eukaryota, Metazoa, Arthropoda, Insecta, Lepidoptera, Lycaenidae. Gene Ontology annotation, molecular function: protein phosphatase 2A binding. Gene Ontology annotation, cellular component: cytosol. Gene Ontology annotation, biological process: regulation of dephosphorylation; regulation of signal transduction. The record is from RefSeq and is a predicted model, not a curated record.